GAGAGGGAGGGAGGAAAAGCGUAUUUCUCUCAAAGUUGUAGCACUGCGCUUCUCUGUGAAUGUCUCCUGCCUGUUAAAACGCUGCUAUUACACAUCCAGACCAAAAGGAACUUUUAUCGUAAUUAAUGGGAUAUACAUGUGAUUUUGCCGUACGAGGAUUCGUUUUUCGUUGAACUAAAGACGUUUAAAAUAUCGCAAUGUCUCGAGUAGCGGAUCUGUCGAAACUUCGCCAGGAAAGGAUGAGAGAGAUCAGUCAGCGGAAUAAGGAGAAGGAACGCAUGAGGGAGCGGGAGAGAGAAGCCAGAGAGCGAGAGGCACGCUACAGUAAUGGCCACCUCUUCAACUCACUCACCGUGUCUGGGACGACACUCUGCUCGGCCUGCAACAAGAGCAUCACCGCUAAGGAGGCCCUCAGUUGCCCUACUUGUAAUGUCACCAUCCACAACCGCUGCAGGGACACGCUACCAAACUGUGUCAAAAUGAAACAAAAGCAACAGAAAAUGGCGCUGAUCAGGAACAAUUCGGCCUAUCAGAAUGUGACUCUGAGGAAUAGAGCCCAAUUAAGGGAAAGGCCCAGCUCUGCCAUUUACCCCUCAGACAGUCUCCGUCAGUCACUACUCGGAUCACGUCGCGGCCGGUCCUCUCUCUUACUUUCCAAGAGCGUCUCCACCAAUAACAUUGCAGGUUUAAUGACUCUGAAUGAUGACUAUCCUCUGGGGCUGCGCAGGAUCUUGUCUCAAUCCACAGACUCACUCAACUUCAGGAGCAGAACCAUGUCCAUGGAGUCCCUCAAUGAUGAGGGAGAGGGCUUCUUCAACUCUCUGCUGGAAGAUUUGGAGUUUGAAGGCCAGGAAUUUGAAGCAGAUUCCUGGAGCAUGGCGGUAGAUUCCACCUACUUGCAGACCCACCGUAAAGAUGUUAUCAAGAGACAGGACGUCAUCUAUGAGCUGAUCCAGACGGAGCUCCAUCACGUCCGGACCCUGCGGAUCAUGGAGGGUGUGUUCAGGCGGGGUAUGCUGGAGGAGGUGCAGCUGGAGCCGGGGGUCGUGCAUGCGCUGUUCCCCUGCCUGGAGCGCCUGUUGACGAUACACACACACUUCCUCACGCAGCUCCUCGAACGACGCGCUCACAGCCUGCAACCUGAAAGCACAAACAAUUUCACCAUCAAUCAGAUCAGCGAUGUGCUAAUAAAACAGUUCUCAGGUCAGUGUGCGGACGAGAUGCUGAAGACGUAUUCUGAGUUCUGCAGUCGUCAUAUAAAGGCUGUGAAACUAUACAAAGAACUUUUGGCCAGAGACAAGAGACUUCAGCUCUUUAUACGGAGGGCGAAUCGGGGUCCUCUACUGCGUCGCCACGGAUUCCAGGAGUGCAUCCUGUUGGUCACCCAGCGCAUCACUAAAUACCCCGUCCUAGUGCAACGUAUAUAUGACAACACCAAAGACAAUCCAGAGGAAGCUUCAGGUCUGUCACAUGCGUUGUCUUGUAUGCGGGAGCUGCUCAGUUCGGUGGACCAGCAGGUGUUGGAGCUAGAAAGGACACAUCGGCUGCAAGAGAUCCGCUCCCGGGUCGACCCGCGGUCCGAGGCCAAACUCCGCUCUGGAGCCUUGUUCAGACCAGCCGAACUGCUCCGGAGGCAGCUGAUACACGAAGGCACGCUGCUCUGGAAAACGCCCGGCUCUCGGCUCAAAGAUGUUCAGGUUUUGUUGAUGACUGACAUUCUAGUUUUCUUGCAAGAGAAAGAUCAACGGUACAUCUUUGCCAGUUUGGAUAAGUCUGCUGUGGUGUCACUGCAGAAUCUCUUGGUCCGAGACAUAGCCAAUCAAGAGCGAGGGUUGUUCCUGAUAAGCAGUGAGUCUAGCCCACCUGAGAUGUAUGAGCUCUAUGCUGCCUCGAAAGAAGACAGAAACAUUUGGUUACGGCACAUACAGCAAACCAUCAGCAGCUGUCCAUCAAGAGAAGAAUUCCCUCUUAUAGAAACAGAAGACAAGGCCCUUCUGCGGAGACUAAAAGCUGAUAUCCAACAGAAGGACAGGGAGGUGUUAGAGCUGCUUCAGGAGCGGGUCACCCUGUUCUCUGACUUGGCGGAGGUCAUGGGAGGUUACGAGGUCAUGCAGCCGUCCUGUUCCAGAAACCUGUUUAGAGCCGAGUCUUCUCAGGCACUGCGUGGAGAACAGCUGCUCACGCAGGCCAUUACUGAGGUGGACAGAUUGACAGAGCUGAUAUUAGGAUCCAGUUUUGAGGUUCCUCUGCCCUGCGGUUCCAACGGCCAUCACAACCACAGUGGGGCGCUAGUAAUCAAUGGACAAGAGGUAUUAGUCAAUGGCUCUCAGGAGAACCAAACUGCUCAGGAUGGUAAUGGGAAUCAAAUGGAGGACAAGUCACCAAGCGAGGAGGUAUCACAAAGGCUGGUGAAUCUCAGUGCUCAGUUACACGUUCUGCAGGGUGUGGUGAUCCGACAGGACUCCAUCUUAGAGCUCUGCCUAAGAGAGAGCCCUGUCUCCCCAGCCAUCCCAGGGGCUCGUACAGUUCGCUCUUUGUCCCGGGAUAGUGCCAGUGACAUGGGCUCGCUGGGUGAGCUGGCCCUGCUGCAACGCCAGCACAGUCUCCUGCAGGAGGAGCUCGGACGCCUCAGGGGAGCCGAGGGCAAACUCAGGGAAAGCGAGAGAGCCAGAGCCCAGCUGGAGAAACAGCUCAGGGAUCAGAAGACCCAUAGCGCCUCUCUAGGGGAUGGAGCUGGAACUACACGAUCACAGGCCCCACCAACACGCAAAGAGAGUGACACUGACCCCAACACUGACACACCAUUGGCUAGCCAGGGAUCGAUGGAGCAAUCAGACGGCCUGCAGGAAUCCAGUGAUGUGGAAGUGGACGUAAUAUCUGAUGAUGAUGACGAUGACGAUGAGGUGGAUUCGAGGGUGUCUCCUCGUUCAGAAAGCCCCAGAGAUCUGCAGGACAUUCCUGAAGAGAGCGAGUCCACGACAGACCGGGACCGAGAGGUUUCGCACUGCUAAUGUAUUUUUGAUUUCUCAACCCAAGACUGGCCUGGAACAGACUAUAGACUCCAUGAGCAGAUCUUCCACCAAACAGGGAAGAAUCUUACUUAGUUUAUGAAUAUUCAUUUCAUUAUAUACAUACAGUAUUUAGUUGUAUCCAGUAGUUUUGCUUACAGCUUCUGUGUGGCCGUUUAUGACAUGUUAAUAUUCAACAUGUCUUCUUGGAAUCCAAACAUAUGGCUUUUGACAUCCACGGACCAAUAAGGAUAUGCCAAAGCACCGUGAUGUAGAUGGAGUCAUGCAAAUAAUGGGACUUUGCACUUGAUAGUUGUCUUAAAAUUCUUAAAGUAUCUAAAUAAACCAAACAUAACUGAUCCGGCUCAAGGGUACCGGCAAAAACCGUUGAGAUUUAUGUACUGUAUGUGAGAUCAUUGUACCGAUGCUGGAGCAUGCAAAACGUUCUUGUUCGUGAGAGGUCAUUGUAAAGAAAUGUCUCUUUCUUGCGCUUUAUUUUACAUUUAUUUAUUUUCCUUUAUUUUGAAUGGAAGGAUCAAUUGUUUCAGGCAUGUUGAAGCAGUUAGAAAGAAGCCAUAACUUGAAAUAUACCAACUUAAUAUACUGGGACCAAAACUACUGGCUCUAUAACAAAAAAUGACUAUUUCAGAGACUUGAGGGAUUUUUUUAUGAAGGACUUAUAUUGCAAUUUAUAGCAAUAUAUAUUUACAUCUAUAGCAAUGAUCUUAAUAAACCCAGGAAGGUUAUUAUGAUAGAGUAGUAUGAUAUUAUAAAUGGUUCCUCAACCCACAGUGUGUGUUAAUGGGGAAUACUUUGUAAAUAAAAGACGAUUUAUUGAUUAAAAUAGAUCACAUCACCAAAAUCUGCCAGUAACGCCAACAUUUGAUGUGUCUUAACUAUAGUUUUGCUUAUGUUUUAAUUUUGUUUAAGAAUGUUUUUUUGCCACUACUUGACUAUAUGUGCCAAAAUGUGCUUGGCUGAAUAUUGCUGAAAUAUAUGCUUUUAUUUUAGCCAGUUCAACAUUUCAGGAAGCAACGUCUUAGAAAUUAUUGUAGGAUGAUAUUCUUCAUGUUUUGAAGUAACUAUAAGAAAACAUAGGAUUUACUGAAGUCACACACAAAUGUUUGUAUUGAAAAUGACAGAAACAUUGUUGAAAUGUUCAUACAGUGUUUCAGAUAUAUCGAAGUGGAUCAAAUAAAAACUGUUGGCAUACAACAUCA
Molecule: messenger RNA, 4228 nt
Organism: Pimephales promelas (fathead minnow)
Lineage: Eukaryota; Metazoa; Chordata; Actinopteri; Cypriniformes; Leuciscidae
Source: RefSeq, a predicted model, not a curated record